UUUUGUCUUAAUUUUAACGAUGUGUACACAUAACCAUGAAGUAAACAACUCGGUCGUUUUUUGUUAACAGAAACAUAUUUGUUCAAAAUCAAUUUAUAUAAUAGUACAAUAAACACAAAAUUGGAUUCACUAAUUAUUUUAUCCUUUAUUAAGAACCUGAAAAAAUAUUCAUCUUGUUUUAACUAGAAAUAAGAACUUACAUUUCACGUUGAUGAAAAACUAUUUCUUUUAAAGCAAAAAUAAAACAAAAAUGACGAAUAUGUACACAUCCAUAAUAAAUUACAUAAUUCAAACAAAAGAUUCUCUCCAAGAGUUUAUACAAAGUGAAGUUAAAUAUGAUGAAGAAAUCGAUUCAUGGUUAUUCGUAAGCAAGCCAUGGCCAGUGCUUGGAAUAAUCAUUGUGUACUUAUUGUUCGUGACAAAAAUUGGUCCUAAAAUUAUGGAAAAUCGACAACCAUAUAAUAUUAUUAAUGUUAUUUUGGUUUUCAACUUUGUACAAUUUUCCUACAACGGUCUGCUUUGUUUAUGGAUUCUUUUGAUUCCCGGUAUACCAAAGUAUAUAUUUACUCACCUAUGCCAUAUCACUAAUGAAACUCAACACGAGAAAUAUUUAAUAAAAUGUCUACACACCGUUUCGUGGUUUUACUUCAUAUCCAAGAUCAUUGAUUUAUUAGAUACAGUGUUUUUCGUUUUGAGAAAAAAACAAUCCCAUGUAUCUUUUUUGCAUGUUUACCAUCAUACUAAAAUGGUAAUCUCGUGUUGGGUGCAUCUACGAUUUUUUAAAAGCGAACAAGCGGCUUAUGGUGCGUGGCUUAACUCAAGUGUUCAUAUCGCUAUGUAUGGAUAUUAUUUUCUUGCUGCUCUUGGACCAUAUAUGCAAAAAUAUCUGUGGUGGAAAGUUUAUGUGACUCGAUUACAAAUUGCUCAACUAUUCAUCGCUGUAGGUUAUAUAGUAUAUCUAUAUAAAUAUGACUGCACCAUGCCAAAAGCUUUAGCAUUCACCGUGAUUAUCGAUAUCUUUGCAUUUAUUUAUUUGUUCAUGGAUUUUUACAAGUCUGCUUAUAAGGAAAAUAAAAUAAACAUAGUAAGCAUAGACAACAAAAACAACAAAGAAGAUCAAAUAGAUGAAAUAGAUACUGUAGACAAAAUUAAAUCAUCAUAAGCGUGGAUUCUGUCAUAUUAUAUAAAUCGUUAUUUUAUAUACAUUUUACAUAUACUUAUUUGUAAUUAAUUAUAUUUAUACUAGGUCAAAAUUGUACAACUUACCUAAAGUAAGUUUGAUCCUUAAAAUAUGUAUACCAAUAAUAAGUCAAAUACAGCCACGUGACAAAAAAAAUGUAAUUCUAUUUAUAAGCCAUCUCGUCAUUAUGUAUUAACUUUUUCUCUCAUAAUACUUGCCAACUAUAAUACAAAUUAAAGAGAAUAUCCUCUAUGA
Messenger RNA from Aphis gossypii (cotton aphid), 1435 nucleotides. Its product is annotated as elongation of very long chain fatty acids protein 4-like. NCBI's taxonomy places the organism in Eukaryota, Metazoa, Arthropoda, Insecta, Hemiptera, Aphididae. The transcript has 8 exons. Gene Ontology annotation, molecular function: fatty acid elongase activity. The coding region runs from base 251 to 1162 and encodes 303 amino acids. Gene Ontology annotation, biological process: fatty acid elongation, saturated fatty acid; sphingolipid biosynthetic process; very long-chain fatty acid biosynthetic process. The record is from RefSeq and is a predicted model, not a curated record. Gene Ontology annotation, cellular component: endoplasmic reticulum membrane.